CGUGUCUCCGGACGUCCCCGUUUCAGAGAGUCACCUUGCCCGGCCGCUGCUGUACCAGUGAGAGACCAGGGCGACCGUCUGGUCCAGAAGCACAUAGGCAGGCGGGAUUCUGCGGCCACUGACCAACCGGGGAAAAUAUGGCGGACGCAAAGCCCAAGACCUCUCCGAAGGCCAUCAAGUUCCUGUUCGGGGGUUUGGCCGGGAUGGGGGCCACGGUGUUCGUGCAGCCGCUGGACCUGGUGAAGAACAGGAUGCAGCUGAGCGGUCAGGGGACCAAGGCCCGCGAGUACAAAACCAGCUUCCACGCUCUCUUCUCCAUCCUGAAGAACGAGGGAGUUGGAGGCAUCUACACCGGUCUAUCUGCAGGUCUGCUGCGACAGGCCACCUACACCACCACCCGUCUGGGAAUCUACACCAUCCUGUUUGAGAAGAUGACCGGAGAGGACGGCCGGCCGCCCAACUUCUUCCUCAAGGCCCUGAUAGGUAUGACAGCCGGCGCCACAGGAGCGUUUGUGGGGACGCCAGCAGAGGUGGCCCUGAUCAGGAUGACGGCAGACGGCCGUCUGCCUCCUGACCACAGGAGAGGAUACACCAACGUCUUCAACGCUCUGGCUCGAAUCACCAAAGAGGAAGGAGUCACCACUCUGUGGAGGGGGUGUGUUCCCACCAUGGCGCGAGCGGUGGUGGUGAACGCCGCCCAGCUGGCGUCCUACUCUCAGUCCAAACAGGCGCUGCUGGACUCAGGGUAUUUCAGGGACGAUAUUCUGUGUCACUUCUGCGCCAGUAUGAUCAGCGGUCUGGUUACCACGGCAGCGUCGAUGCCCGUCGACAUCGUGAAGACGAGGAUCCAGAACAUGAGGAUGAUUGACGGCAAGCCGGAGUACAAGAACGGUUUGGAGGUGCUGGUGCGUGUGAUUCGGAACGAGGGCUUCUUCUCUCUCUGGAAAGGCUUCACGCCGUACUACGCUCGCCUCGGACCACACACCGUCCUCACCUUCAUCUUCCUGGAACAGAUGAACCGCCUCUACAAGACCUACGUCCUGGACCGCUAACGUGCACACAUGCACGCGUGCACGCACACACUGAGCACGCCUGGACUCUGGUUUAAAGGAGCAGUCUGGUGUUUCCAGGAAAUGGUGGACUGCUCCUUUAAAAUGAUCAAACACGGUUGGAUGAAGCUCAGUGACAUCAUCAGUGUUAAAACAGGAACUGACCAUGUCUCUCUCUCUCACACUAACACACACACACACACUAUUUAACUUCUUUUUGUAAGGAAAAGAAUGUAAAAUAAGUUUAGUUGCGACAUCAUUGAGAUGUCAGCGGGUAUUAAGUCUUAUUGUAGAACUGUGACCCCACCUCCCACCCUGAUGGCAUCUGUGGUUACCAUGGUUACAGAGGGAUAAUAAACGGUUUGAGCCUC
This is a messenger RNA of Melanotaenia boesemani (Boeseman's rainbowfish), 1420 nucleotides long. It is a transcript of the gene slc25a11, whose product is annotated as solute carrier family 25 member 11. The coding region runs from base 138 to 1052 and encodes 304 amino acids. NCBI's taxonomy places the organism in Eukaryota, Metazoa, Chordata, Actinopteri, Atheriniformes, Melanotaeniidae. Gene Ontology annotation, cellular component: mitochondrial membrane. The transcript has 9 exons. Gene Ontology annotation, biological process: phosphate ion transmembrane transport; thiosulfate transport; oxaloacetate transport. The record is from RefSeq and is a predicted model, not a curated record. Gene Ontology annotation, molecular function: oxaloacetate transmembrane transporter activity; sulfate transmembrane transporter activity; malate transmembrane transporter activity.